Molecule: messenger RNA, 580 nt
Organism: Corylus avellana
Lineage: Eukaryota; Viridiplantae; Streptophyta; Magnoliopsida; Fagales; Betulaceae
Product: cell number regulator 2-like
Source: RefSeq, a predicted model, not a curated record
UUAAGGUUGCUGGCUCUAAAAUGUCUCAACCAACGACUGCAGUCCCAUGGUCAUCCGAGCUCUGGGACUGCUUCCCCGACCUGCGUAGCUGUUUCGUGACAUUUUGGUGUCCAUGUAUUACUUUCAGGCAGAUCUCCGAGAUUGUAGAUAAAGGAGCAUCCUCCUGUGGUGGAAACGCGGCCCUGUUUUUCCUGAUAAGUCUUUUCACAAAUUGUGGCUUCUGUUACUCGUGCUUUUAUCGUCAAAAACUGCGAAAACAAUAUAUGUUGGUGGAGACCCCCUGUUUGGAUUGCUGUGUUCAUCUUUUUUGCCUUCAUUGUGCCUUGUGCCAAGAGUAUCGUGAGCUCCAGCACCGUGGGUUUGACGUGUCUCUUGGAUGGCAUGGGAACGCGCAUAUGCACAAUCAACGAGUACUGGCAAUGGCUCCAGCUGUGGAAGGAGGGAUGAAGCGGUGAUGCUGAUCGAUCAUUUGCAUGCGUGCAUGGGGAGUGUUAUUUAGUUGGAAUAAUAUUAUAAUAUUUAACGUUGUACCUUCUUGGGUUUGCUUUGCUGGCCUCUCUUGUGUGUCCUUCGGUACUUU